Molecule: messenger RNA, 568 nt
Organism: Acanthoscelides obtectus
Lineage: Eukaryota; Metazoa; Arthropoda; Insecta; Coleoptera; Chrysomelidae
Source: the annotation of a GenBank genome assembly
UAGUUUUAAAUGACUUUAUUGUUUUUCGAAGUAUUCUCCACGAAGCACUUAUUCCACUCGUUUGCUGGCAGAUCCAAAACGGCAUUUUUGAAUGCGUCAACUGCUUCUUCUGGUGACUGGAACCUUUGACCACGCAGUCUGUUUUUAAUUUUCGGGAAAGUAAAGAAAUCCUUAGGACUUAGAUCGGGACUAUAUGGAGGAUGGUCCAAUAAUUCCACGUUUUCUUCCGUUAAAUACUACUUUGUUUUUUGGGCUGUGUCCGAGCUUGCAUUGUCUUGGUGGAGGAUGAUUCUUCUUUCGGGGUUGAUUUUUCAAAGCUCGGUGAUGACUUUUGGCAAACAAGUGGUGGUAUACCAAUCCGCAGUAACAGUUAUUUGCUCAUUAAGAAGAAUUGUUGCAAUACGACCGGCUUUUGACACAAAUGUCGCGACCAUCUUUUUCGAAACACUUCGAGAACGGAUGACUUUUGUUGGCUUUUCUUCACCUUGGAACACCCAAACAGCCGACUGUCGUUUAUUUUCUGGUUCAUAACAGUAAAUCCACGAUUCAUCACUACUAACAAUGGCUG